GAGCGAAGCUAUCAAGGACUGCUCGACCUUCGCUUGUGGCAGGACAAGUAUCUGUCGCGCAAGCUGGACCUGCUGCGCAGAAAUUGGUGCAAACCCUAUGAUUCCGCUUCCCAGAGCUGCUUCAUGCUGGGCACAUGGAUUCUCCUAGGCUGCGCUGCACUCUUGGUGGUGAGUCGGGCGCAAACAAGAUUGGCGAGGCCGCUUCAGCUGAAGUUUGGCCUCGCCUCGUCAGCAGUCUCGUUUGUCACGAUGAGCUCUAUCACGGUGGGCGGUUUGGUCCUCUUGUUAAGGCUACCGCAAUCCAUGCAUCCCCAACAGCUUGCCACCUUUUGGGUAACUAUUUUCCCACGGAAAAGUUGACCCAGUAAUGCGGGUUGAAGAGCGUGCGAAAGCGAAAGCUCUAAUAUUGGAAGGGUUGCUGAAGCGGAGACACAAGUAUGAGGCUGCAGUGCGAGAACUUCGCCAUCAAAUUUAUGACCACUCGAAUGCAGUCACAAUAUCUGCAGGAGAAGAACAAAAAGGGCUGGGUCCUGCUCUGACGAUCGCAGGCGCAAGCCCGAUCGUCCCGCAGACGGCAAGCCCGAUCAUCCCGCCGAGGGGAGGCAAUAGCGGAUCCUCUGUGGAUGAUCUAGUGAGCGUGGGGGCGGAGACGGGGCCGAGCAGACUGGUCUUGUCUGAUCAUCUUCCGUCAGACAACCGCCAUCAAACACGCGGUAUAAAUAUAAAAGUUGAGCUGGACGACCCCGUUGCACUCCCGUCACCGCC
This is a messenger RNA of Amoebophrya sp. A25, 765 nucleotides long. NCBI's taxonomy places the organism in Eukaryota, Dinophyceae, Syndiniales, Amoebophryaceae. The record is from the annotation of a GenBank genome assembly.